Molecule: messenger RNA, 798 nt
Organism: Aspergillus tubingensis
Lineage: Eukaryota; Fungi; Ascomycota; Eurotiomycetes; Eurotiales; Aspergillaceae
Product: Fig1 domain-containing protein
Exons: 4
Coding region: 1-798 (265 amino acids)
Biological process (GO): conjugation with cellular fusion
Cellular component (GO): membrane; mating projection tip
Source: RefSeq, a predicted model, not a curated record
AUGCCGGGACUAACAGCGAAAUUACCCCGGGUUCUGCAACUGGUCGGGUACCACCAUGUGUUGAUGAUAAUCAUCGCAGUGGCCAUCAUCCUACUAUCGUUACUACUAGCAGGAUGCUCAUCGUCCUCCCCGCAGAUCCCCGACAUCUUCCUGAUCUCCAUGUACUAUGAGCGCUACAAACCAACUUUCAACCUCGCUCAGGUAGAUCCGGGGGUAGUGACAGCAACAGCAAAUAUUGUGGGAGGAGCCGAGAUGGAAGUCCGUGUGGGUUAUUUUGGCAUCUGUGUACAGCCAGAUGCCGGAUCCUACAUUUGCAACUCGAAUGCGACAGCAUUGGCGGAGAUUGUCACAGUCGACCAAGAUCCGUUGAACCUGAUUUGGGUAGCAUCGACGUUCAAAGAUGCAGUCGUCUUCCCAUAUCUACUAAUUCUUGCCGUCAUUCUCGCUUUCUUCUGCUUCGUCAUCCUCGCCACCUUCCCUGGAUGGCAUGACGAGCUAGACCCUAGCGGUUCCGAGAUCGAAGCCAGGCCGAUUCCGUCGCGGCCUGUAUCCCAAGCAGCACUAGCCUUGACUUUUGUAGCCUCGGUCUUCGUCCUUGUGUCCGUACUAUGGCAGCACACCGCAUCCGUAGCCGCCAGCACGAUAGUUCAGGAUCUGGGCAACGGAAGUGUCAAGAGUGGCGUGGGUACAUCUGCCAUGGUUCUCGGCUGGUUUGGAUUUGGACUUCUGGUGGUCGUGACGAUAGGACUGCUAGUGAUGAUCCUGAGCGUCAAACUGAUCCAGCAGUUGACGGACUAG